Messenger RNA from Penicillium malachiteum, 1173 nucleotides. RefSeq names its product MOSC domain-containing protein. The coding region runs from base 1 to 1173 and encodes 390 amino acids. The record is from RefSeq and is a predicted model, not a curated record. The transcript has a single exon. Gene Ontology annotation, molecular function: pyridoxal phosphate binding; catalytic activity; molybdenum ion binding. NCBI's taxonomy places the organism in Eukaryota, Fungi, Ascomycota, Eurotiomycetes, Eurotiales, Aspergillaceae.
AUGAUUGAAGGAAUACCAACAACCUCAGUCCUAGUUCUAGGAUUGAUACUCCUCCCAAUCCUACUCCUCCCAAUCCUACUCCUCCCUCAAUUGAAGGGAUGGAUCAGCAAUGGCAAAUCAUCACCAGGAAAUCUACUUCCACGCUUACGUCUAUGGAGCUGGGGACCCAAGCAAUCCAGCGAGAUCAUCUCGUUAUGGAUGUACCCAAUUAAAUCGUGUCGGGGAUUCGAAGUGCAGCAAGCCACAUUAAAAGAACACGGACUCGCGCUAGAUCGACGCUGGAUGGUAAUUGAUUCAUCCAAGAAAAACGAGUUCAUCACCAUUCGUCAAAAUGCCAAAAUGACACUUAUCAAAACUGGACUUAGUGAUGAUGGUCAAGAACUUAUCAUUUCGAUUCCAAGUCCAGAAUCAGAAUCUCCAUCUACUACCAAGAUGAACUCCAUUCCUAUCGAAAAAACAUACACAACAACAAUUCGAAUCCCAGCAUACCCGACCCAGGAAUGGCUUCAAGCGAACACGAAAAUCGCAAAUGUAAAUAUCUGGGGCGAGGAUACAGAUGGUUACAUCUAUGCUGAAAAUAUCAACGCCGUCUUCUCUUCUUUAUUGGAUCGUCCUGUCGCUCUAGUCUACAAGGGUCCUACGGCACGUAUUGUCCAAGGAAAUGGUGCACCAAAAGUGAUCGGUCGCGUUCAAACAAUCGGGUUUCCGGAUGAAUUCCCAGUCCUCAUUGCUUCUGAGGCCUCGUUAAAGGAACUUAAUACAAGGCUUAGAGUUGCGAAUGCGGAUCCGAUUACUGUUGAGCGGUUUCGCCCGAAUAUUGUUGUGAAGGGACAGAAGGCUUGGAGUGAGGAUUUGUGGAAACUUGUUCGGAUUCGAGAUGCGGAUGCUAAUCCUAACUCUGGUGCUGGGUUGAAGAAUUCGCCGCUGGUUAUGGAUAUCGUGACGAGGUGUGGAAGGUGUCAGGUUCCGAAUGUUGAUCCUGAUUCGGCGGUUAAGCAUAAACGUCAACCGUGGGAUACGCUUAUGUCGUAUCGCAGGGUGGAUCCGGGGUUGAAGUAUAAGCCUUGUUUUGGGAUGAUGGCUGCGCCGAGGAAUGAGGGGGUUAUUGAGGUUGGGAUGCGGGUUGAGGUUUUGGAGGAGACUACUCAGCAUCGGUAUAUGAGUGGACUUUAA